AAAUGAUUGGAAGAGCUUUUGCCAAGAAACAAUUUGUCAACUUUACUGCACUUGGAAGAACUACACAGACAUGUUCUCUUAAUGAAGCCUCUUCCAGAGGCUUCAUGACCAUGAACAGCAGUGCUCAGAAGCAAGAGUCAGUCCAGGCUAAAGCAGAACUAGGAAAGUCCUUCAUGGGAAGCCAGAGAUCCUUCUCUACAAAGAUUCCUUCAUAUUUCAAGGAAUAUCAGCAAAUUUUUGAGAAAUCUGGAACUUUGGAGAAGAUAGUGCCAAGAAAGAUUGAGACUCACCAGGAGUUGGAGAACAUGGGAUGUGCUAUGUACAGACCUAUCGAUACUGACAUCCAGACUGUGAACAAAGGUCUCUUCGAUCCUCUCUAUGAUCUCCUCGACUGUGGAGGUAAGAGAUGGAGACCAGUGUACGGAAUGAUCUUGGCAAGUGAUUAUGGAGUUGAUAUUAGGGAUUUUAAGACUAAUGAAUCUCUUUACCACUUACUUGGGCUAGCAGAGAUCAUCCAUAAUGCCAGUCUUAUCUGUGACGAUAUUGAGGAUAAGAGUUUGAUGAGGAGAGGGCAGCCAUGUGCUUACAUUAAGUAUGGUCAGGACGUUGCCAUUAAUAUGGGAUGUUACCUUAUGACUUAUGUGAUGACAGAUUACUUAUUACAUUUCAAUGGAGAAACUCCUGAACUUAAAGCUAAGAUUGGAGCUGAGAUUAGCAAGGAAAUCAGUUGUCUUCACUUUGGCCAAAACUGGGAUAUUUGCUGGCAUAAUAACUAUAACUUCCCUAACCAAGAUGAGUACUUCCAGAUGACUGCUAGUAAAACUGGAGUAAUCCCAAGAUUGAUUGCCACUCUUGUAAGCACUCUGUACGGUUCAGAUCCUGAGAAGAUUACGAGAAUUCAAAGAAUGACAGAUGAUCUUGGAAUUGCAUUCCAAAUCCAAGACGAUGUCAUCGCCAUUGAGAGCGAUCUCUAUGCUCAGGAGCGUGGAAUAUUCGGUGAAGAUAUCCAUGAGGGUAAGAGAACUCUUAUGGUUAUCCACUCUUGUAACAAUCUUCCUAAGAAAGAUGCAAAGAGAUUGGUAGAUAUCCUUAACCUUCAUACUGAAGAUGAGGAUAUUAUUAGAGAGGCUAUUGAUCUGAUCAACUCUACCAAUAGUAUUGAAUAUGCUAAAGAUGUUGCCAGGGGCCUAGUUAACAACUUCCAUUCAGAAAUGGACGAACUUAUUGUCAAGGAUGAGACCAAGUCCCAAUUGAGAGAAUUUGCUGAAUUCCUGACUAACAGAGAUAUUUAAGACCCACCAUAAAUAACAUUCAAUUUAA
Moneuplotes crassus is the source of this 1320-nucleotide messenger RNA. NCBI's taxonomy places the organism in Eukaryota, Ciliophora, Spirotrichea, Euplotida, Euplotidae. The record is from the annotation of a GenBank genome assembly.